Molecule: messenger RNA, 4892 nt
Organism: Aphidius gifuensis
Lineage: Eukaryota; Metazoa; Arthropoda; Insecta; Hymenoptera; Braconidae
Gene: BuGZ
Product: BUB3-interacting and GLEBS motif-containing protein ZNF207-like
Exons: 5
Coding region: 71-1513 (480 amino acids)
Cellular component (GO): nucleus
Molecular function (GO): DNA binding
Source: RefSeq, a predicted model, not a curated record
UAAGUGUUAAAUUACGUAUAUUGUGUUUGAGUUAUUAGUUUUUUUAUAUAUUUUUAAAAAAUAAAAUACAAUGGGCAGAAAAAAAAAGAAGCAAUCUAGACCAUGGUGCUGGUACUGUAAUAGAGAAUUUGAUGAUGAAAAAAUUUUAAUUCAACAUCAAAAAGCUAAACAUUUUAAAUGUCAUAUUUGUCAUAAAAAACUUUACACUGGUCCAGGAUUGAGUAUACAUUGUAUGCAGGUACAUAAAGAAGCAAUUGAUAAAGUACCAAAUUCGCUACCAAAUCGUAGCAAUAUAGAAAUAGAAAUUUAUGGAAUGGAAGGUAUACCACCAAAUGAUGCAAAAGAACAUGAAAGAUUAAGAAAUGGUGGUCGUCCUGGUUCACCAAGUUCUGGUGAAGAUGAACCAGUACAAAAAAAAAUGAAACCUGAAGGUUUAUUAGGUUCAGCACCUGGUGCAAUGUCAACAAGUACUGGUAUGAUGCCAGGUGUUAUGCAAGGAAUGCAAAGACAACAUCAUGGUAUGCCACAAAUGGGACAAUAUCCACCACCUAUGCAUCAUCAUAUGAUGGGACAUAUGGGUCAUAUGGGACAACCAUUUAUGGGACCUGGAAUGAUGCAAGGAAUGCCAGGUAUGCCACCAGUUUCAAAUGCAUCAAUGCCAGGUAGACCAUUAUUUCCAAGUGCAAUUGUAUCAUCAGCAGCAACAUCAAUAUCAAAUAAUUUAUCAAUGCAUGGUUCAAGUAUUACAUCAAUGGCUGGUAGUUCAAUUGGUCCAGUUAAACCAACAUUUCCAGCUUAUGGUAGUAAUGAAAGUACUGUUUCAUCAACAAAUAAUACAACGAAUAAUAAUGAACAAAAAGUUAAUUUAAUUGCAACAACUGGUGCUGCAAGUAAAAUUAUACAUCCACCAGAAGAUCUUAGUCUUGAAGAAAUACGUGCAAGGUUACCAAAAUAUCAAAGACGACAAAAUGAUGAUGCAAAUAGAAGUCAAGAAGUAGCAAAUCAUCAAGCUGCUGUUUUACAACAUCAACAAGCUCAACAGCAAGCCCAACAACAACAACAACAAGCUCAACAACAACAACAACAAGCUCAACAGCAACAUCAACAACAACAACAACAACAACAAGCCCAACAGCAACAUCAACAACAACAAGCCCAACAACAACAACAACAAGCUCAACAACAACAAGCACAACAACAACAACAGCAGCAACAUCAUCAUCAACAACAACAACAAGCAGCAGUUAAUGCUGCAGUAGCAUUCCAGGAUCAACAACAGAGACAACAAGCUGCAUUAUCUGCUUUACAACAACAACAACAAAGAUUUCAGAGACCACCACAAGCUGUAAUGGUAUCAGCAUCUGGUGGUAUGCCUGUAUCAUCAGUUGCAUUAAUGGCACCUUUAAUGAGACCAACAAUGACACUUGCUGCACCUGCUCUUAUUCAUGGAGGUAACAUGAUGCGACCGCCCCCCAUGGGCCUGCCACCAGGGCGCCCAGUCACUCCUCGGUGAGUGUUGAAUGAUCCCAGUCUGGUUACUAAAAACGUGUUUUAUUCUCAAGUGCAACAAGGUUGGUCCUUAGCAAAAUAGCAUGCGGUGACAUUGCCUAUUAUUAUUUAUUUUAUUAUUAUUAUUUAUUUAUUCUCAUUAAUAUUAUCUCAUAUACUGUUAUUUAUUAUUAUUAAAAAUUUCAAAUUAUUAUCAUCACUGUUAUCAUCAUUACAUGUAUAAUAACUAAUAAUCAACAAAAUUAUUUUUUUAAUUUUAUUAAUUUUUCAUUAAUUUUUACUAUAUUUAUUUGCAUUUUUAAAUUGCUAAAAAAUUUUAAAUUUUAUUUAUUUCAAAAUGACGACAAUACGUAAUUAUUUAAAUUAUUUUUUCCUUUUUUUUUUUUAAAUACCGUGUUUAUAAAAUUUAAAAAAUACACACAUUAAUUAAUAAUAAAUAAAAAAAAAAAAAGUUAUUUAAAAAUUGUCACAAAGACUGGACCAAAAUUUUAAAUAAUGAAAAUUUUUUCUUUAAAUAAAAAAGAAAUUUCUUUCUUUUUUUAUUUCUAUAUAAAAUUAUUAAUAAUUUUAUCAUUAUAAUUUUGUGUAAUUGAUUAUUUUCAAAGUAAUUAAUAACUCAAUUAAAUUAACAUUAAUCAUAUACUCAUUAGUAAUUUAUUUUCUACAUGAAAAAAAUAAUGAGAAAAAAAAAAAAAUAACAUUUAGAUAUUUCGUGGCAAAACGUGGUACAGUAAGUAAAUUCAUUUUAACAGUUAUCAAAGUAAUAUUUAUAUAUAUUAUAUACUACAUACUACCUAAUCAUAAACACAUAUUUGAACAAAAAAAAAAAUACAAAAAUAUUAAUUAAACAAUGUGUGAUGAUUUAAUUUGAAAAAAAAAAGAGAUGAAUUGAAAGGGUGGCAGCCGCGGAAUCAUCACCGAUAAAAGUUUGUUGAAAAUUUUUUUAAUUAAAAUUUCAUAUAAUGUGAAAAAUAUUUAUUUAUUUAUUUUUUAUUGUAAAAUUAAACAUACACAUACUGACAUAUAAACAUAUAAAUAAUAAUUGAAUUUUGGUGUGGUAGCACUUAUUUUAUUUUUAUCGAGUUUGUUGUGAAAAUUGUAACUGUAUUUGCGGCACAAAAAUUUUUUUGCAUGCUGUACGUCUUCAUAUAGCUUUUUAUUAUAUACGAAUUUUAUUUUAAAAAUUGUGCAACAUAAUUUGAUGCAAUUUAUAAUAUACGUUGGGUAGAAAACCCAUAGGUGGGCUAUCAAGUAGAUAAUAUUAUAUUAAUAUUUAUUUUCCUAUAAUAUAAAAAAACAAUUUAUUUAUUUUUUUUUAUAAUUCCUAAAUUUAUAUUCCUCAAUGACAUUCAUUCGUUUUAUAUCGAAUUGUCAUAUAUUUUUUUCAAAUCCUAAUUAUUUUUUAUUUUUAAUCACGGCUGUCGCCCCAAGCCAUAAUAUUUAAUAUUUAAAAAAAAAUAUUACACAAUUUUACAAAACGAUAAUUUUACUAUUUAAAUAAAAUGCUGUAUAUAUUUCAAUUUUUUUUUUUUAAAUUAAAAAAUAAAUUUACCGUGUGUGAUAAGGGUACAAGGGUGAUUAUACGAAUGAAUGAUCAAUAACAUUUUUAAAUGAUACAAUGAUGUAUGUAUAUUUUAAAUCUAAAAAAAAAAUUCUUUUCUACAAAGCUAAUUAUUUAAUUUAACAAAAUAAAUUAAAGCUUUGUAAAAUGUUGAUAUAUAUGAAAAUUCGGACAGAGCUUUACAUAACUCUGGACGUAAGUAUUGUAAAACUAAAAGAAAAAAAAAAAAAAAAAAAAGAAAACUCGCUAAAUAUGAGUUGGCAAAUAUUCAUCAAUGUUUUAUUUUUUAUAUAUAUAAUUUAAAAAUGAAAAUAAAUAUAAUGUAUUGAUUGAUAUUUUGUCGUAUUUCAGGAAUGAUUGGAGCAUUACCACCAGGUGCAAUGCAUCCAGCAUUUGCAACACCAAUGGGUUUUCCUGGAGGGCCAAUGUUGGCACCAAUGAUGCAUCCACGCUUCAGAUGAUCGCCUCCAUUGGACGGGUCUAAUCAACAAUUACAUUUUGUACUGUGGGCCCGUCCAUAAAACCAAUUUUAAAUCGCGUGAGUUCAACACACACACUAUGGAUGUACAGAUUUAUAAAGAAAAAAAAAAAAGUAAUAAUAAUAACUAUAAACCAGGGCCAAUGCCAAUUAAAAAAAAAAAAAAAACAAAUCAAGUUACAACAAAGAUCAAUAAGCAUCCCAAAGAAUUCUACUACUCAUCAAAGUUCAUGGAAACUAACACGAAGUUAGCAUAAUUUUUGUUUUUCUUUUAUCUAUUAAUAUUAUAUUUAUAUAUUCAACAUUUUCACGUGAAAUUAGAUAAUAAAAUUAAAAAAAAAAAACUCUGAUAACUGUUGAUUUAUAAUAUUAUUUUUUAUUUUAAAACUUUUGUUUCUUUUCUUUUCAAUUUUUUUGUAUAUUUUAAAAUUUAAAUUUUUAAAUAUUCAAUUAGUUAGAUAAAUAAUUCAAAUCAAUUUCUUUUUCUAGAGUUUAUUGUAAAGCUAUAAUUAUUAUUAUAUAAAACUCUUUGAAAAAGAAUAAAAAAAAUUUUAUUUAUUUUUUAUUUUUUUUUCAAAUUAACUAUUAGAAUUACUAGGUGGAAAAAAAAAAAAUUCUUCUUGGCAAUUAUAAUGUAGCUAUAAUGAAAAAUACAUUUUUAAAUUUUUGAAAAUCAAAGUUUUAUUUUGUCUAAUUAAACGUAAAAUGUUUAAUAUAUUAAUAUAUUUAAUUUUAGACAAAGCAACGCCUAAGAUAAAUUUCAAAACGAAGCAUAAUAUUUAGACAUAUUUUGUUUCAAAUUAAUUUUAAAUUUAAUAAUAAACCUGUUUAUAUUUCCUUGAUAAUUAAUUUUUUUUUUAAUAUCAUUAAUAAUGAUUGGAAAUAAUAGGUAAAUUAUGGCACUUUACGCUGUUGUAAUUAUUAUUAUUUUUUGAAUAUCAAAAACUAUUGAACACCAAUUAAAUAUAAAUACUAUUAAUAAAUUUUUUAAAAUAUACACAGCGUAAAUAUAUUGCCAAUUUAAAAUUAUAGUCUGUUAUAUUUUUUAUUUUGUGAAGAGCUGAUGGCCAGGUUUGCAGAUAUGAUUUUUUAAAUUUUUUAUAUAAAAAUACUCAAUAAAAAAAUAAUAUUAUUAAUAAUAUACUCAUACGGAGAAUAAAAUUUUAAUUAAUAUAAAAAAUUAUAAAAAUCUAUUCUGCAAGCUAUUUGAUUCUUUUCAAGGAACAUUUUGGUCAUGCAUGAGUGAGUGGUAAGUACGAAGAGUGCUCACAAAAUAAUAUUAAAAAAAAUAAAAUAAACAAAAGUUUAAAAUAAUAAACAAUCGGGAUUAAUUUUUCUUAUAUA